Messenger RNA from Branchiostoma belcheri (Belcher's lancelet), 1111 nucleotides. RefSeq names its product amphoterin-induced protein 2-like. NCBI's taxonomy places the organism in Eukaryota, Metazoa, Chordata, Leptocardii, Amphioxiformes, Branchiostomatidae. Gene Ontology annotation, molecular function: protein binding. The coding region runs from base 76 to 1065 and encodes 329 amino acids. The record is from RefSeq and is a predicted model, not a curated record. The transcript has a single exon.
CCUGCGAAGCUGGUGUGUUACGUACGCCGAAGGGCGGUUAUACCGGCUAUACAGAUACAGAAACAGAUACAGAAGAUGCAGCCCACGACCUCCUUGUUCGUAUUGACUUUGCUGACGACUACCGUUGGGAAGACCGUUGAUUAUACGGGCCGUAAGUUAACGCACGUCCCCAUAGACUCCAUCGCGUCAGACGCCCAUACAGUCCGACUGUCCGACAACGAGAUAUCCCACCUCGGAUCCUUUCACUCAACCCCGCACAUCCGUUACCUGUUCAUGGACAACAACAGGGUAAACAACCUCUCUCCACAAACCUUCCAAACUCUGCGGGAACUACUCGUCUUGGAUCUUGACAGAAACGACAUCGGUACUCUUCGCGACUUCACCUUUUCGGCCCUCGCCACGCUUUCGGAUCUCCUUCUCUCCAAUAACCUCAUAUCUGCCAUCUCGGAGCGGGCCUUCCACGGUCUGGCAAGCCUGGAGUUCCUGGAACUUUCCGGGAACCGACUGUCGGUGUUCCCCAGGGAGGCUAUCCGGCUGAUUCCUAGUAAACAACUGAUGUUAGUCCUGCUCAUGGUCAACAAUAUCAGCCGGAUACCGGGAGAUAUCAAAUCCCUCCACCCGUCCGCAUCGUACCAGUUCCAGGGAAACCCUUUGCUCUGUCCUGAGGAAGACUCGAGUCGCGACGACUCGCCUAACGUGGAGAACGUGUCGGUGUGGCCCAACAUAAGACCCUACGGCGUCAACACUCUACGCAACCGCACUCUCGUGAUGAAGUUUUUCUUCAUCAAAGGUCGGCAUAACUAUUUCGGCGUUCUCCCCAACACCUUCUACGUUAAUGAGCACUAUGACUUUAAUCUACCCGAGGUUGCCGUGGAAAGGAGCGUGGGUUAUUACGUCUGGAACACCCCCACAGGACGCCGCCUGGUCCCUGCCACCAAAGCGCUGGAGGUCGAAGAUUUCUUGGCGGAAGACUCGGGGAUGUACACGUGUGUGCGGGACAAAACCGGGGACCACCAUGUCCUACCGCAUCGAUCUGUUGCUGUGCCUCGAUCGCAUGCGGUCUGAACGGGAGAGAGAGGCCGAAGGAAAACGACAACGUCCCCGUCCGAUG